AUGACGUUCAAACCGACCGUCCUGAUUACAGGCACCAAAGCAGGGAUUGGAAAAGGUCUGCUUAAGGCCUACGCAGCUCGUCCGGGCACCUUGGUCGUUGCUGCCAUCCGAGACGGGCCCGAUUCGCCGAUUGCAGCCGAACUCACCUCGAUACCCACGGCAAAGGACAGUAAGAUAAUUGUGGUUCAAUAUGACGCGGGGUCGAAAUCAGCUGCUGUCGAUCUUGUGGCAUAUCUUGCUGCCACCUGGUCGCCAAUGCAGGAAUCCUCAAGCAGGAUGGUCCAGCAAAAGAAGUCUCACCCGAGUUGA
Molecule: messenger RNA, 309 nt
Organism: Exophiala aquamarina CBS 119918
Lineage: Eukaryota; Fungi; Ascomycota; Eurotiomycetes; Chaetothyriales; Herpotrichiellaceae
Exons: 1
Coding region: 1-309 (102 amino acids)
Source: RefSeq, a predicted model, not a curated record